Lagenorhynchus albirostris (white-beaked dolphin) is the source of this 4936-nucleotide messenger RNA. RefSeq names its product protein-L-isoaspartate (D-aspartate) O-methyltransferase domain containing 1 (gene PCMTD1). Lineage: Eukaryota; Metazoa; Chordata; Mammalia; Artiodactyla; Delphinidae. The record is from RefSeq and is a predicted model, not a curated record. The transcript has 6 exons. Gene Ontology annotation, molecular function: protein-L-isoaspartate (D-aspartate) O-methyltransferase activity. Gene Ontology annotation, cellular component: cytoplasm. The coding region runs from base 1188 to 2258 and encodes 356 amino acids. Gene Ontology annotation, biological process: protein modification process.
UGGUAAAACAAGGGCAAGCUUUGCAUUGUCCUUGGACGUGGAGUUAAUUAGAUGUUCUCAGCAGCUUUUGGCAUGGAGUAGCGAACCUUGGCUCACCCUAUUUUUUCUUUUUCUUCCUUUCAUAAGUCUCUGUUUCCUCGUGUUUGUCUGUCAUCAUUGAGAAAGGUUCCCGUGCGGUUCUCUCUGUACUCAGAGCGGCCUUGGUCCGUGACUCCCAUGGCAAGAUCCUUGAAGGCUUGAGGAAGAAAGAGCCUAUGUUCGUGCCCUGCAGUAGUGUGUUCUCCUUUGUUUGGGUCACCAGUCUCCUUCCCCCAAAGCUGGGUGGGCUGCGUCCCCACCUCUGCGGGGACAGGAGCACAAGGAGUGACUGCUGGCCACCGGUGCCAGGAAGGCAGGGGAGGGGUCAGUCUUCCGCCUGUUCUCUUCCCGCCCCGUGGCGUCUGUCUGCCACCGGCUUGCUUCCUGCCUCCUUUGACUUGGCUUUAACCUCCCAUAAAACAUCCCUGAGCUGCCUGAAAGACACCAUGAUGUUGAAUGGAGCUGCCAGUAGUUCUUUCCCGCUGCCAGGUACAUAAAGUCACAGACCUAAUUUUGAAAGCAUAGGGCAAGCAGCUUUUGGAGCACUUGGAAAUCAUGUCAGGUGAGCUUAUGUGAAUGUGCCCUUUGCUCCUCCACCCUCAGGAGUGAAAACUGUUCUGAGGAGUAAGUGCCGCAGCUUCCUUCUGGGACAUAACUGCUUAAGCUGUUCAGUCCUUUAUUCUGACACUUUGUCCUGUUCUACCUUUACCCUUUCUUCUUUUUCUCAGAAUCCUUAUUUUGCUUUUAUUGUUUAAUGCAGGACUUGAACACCCCUAAAUUUUUUUUUCUUCUAUGUUAGAGAAAAUGGCAGGAGUGGGGCAGAAAAAAUUGUGAUUGAAGUAACAGAAAUGCUGAGGCACAGACGCUCAUUUCUAGAUAACUAAAACUCAGUUGUAUUCAAUGCAGGUUUAACUGAUGCCAAAAUAGCAGAGAAAUCAGAGCCCUGGGCUACCUUAGGAAUCAGAAUUAGCCUCUUCAUUUCACAGGAUUAAUUUAUUUUUGGAAAUCAAGUGCAAUAUUAAAGGAAAACAAACCACACUACAUUAUUGGAAGCCAUUUCUGCUAAUUUUAUUACAUUUUAAAAUUUAUGGUUUGAUUUGAAUACUAUCAUGGGAGGAGCUGUGAGUGCUGGGGAAGAUAAUGAUGACUUAAUUGAUAACUUAAAAGAAGCUCAGUAUAUCCGCACUGAAAGAGUGGAGCAAGCCUUCAGAGCGAUUGAUCGCGGAGAUUACUAUUUGGAAGGCUACCGAGACAAUGCUUACAAAGACUUAGCCUGGAAGCAUGGCAACAUACACUUGUCAGCACCUUGCAUUUAUUCAGAAGUUAUGGAAGCGUUGAAACUUCAACCAGGAUUGUCUUUUCUUAACCUGGGAAGUGGAACCGGAUAUUUAAGUACAAUGGUGGGCUUAAUUUUAGGUCCUUUUGGAAUAAAUCAUGGGAUUGAGCUUCAUUCAGAUGUGGUGGAGUAUGCCAAGGAAAAGCUGGAGAGCUUCAUCAAAAAUAGUGAUAGCUUUGAUAAAUUCGAGUUCUGUGAGCCUGCAUUUGUGGUUGGUAAUUGUCUGCAGAUAGCAUCAGACAGCCACCAGUAUGACCGGGUCUACUGCGGGGCUGGAGUCCAGAAGGACCACGAACACUACAUGAAGAUACUGCUGAAAGUCGGGGGCAUCCUGGUCAUGCCUGUAGAAGACCAGUUAACACAAAUUAUGCGAACUGGACAAAACACUUGGGAAAGUAAAAACAUCCUUGCUGUGUCAUUUGCCCCACUGGUGCAGCCGAGCAAGAACGACAGUGGCAAACCGGACUCUGUGGGCCUCCCCCCCUGUGCUGUCAGGAAUCUGCAGGACUUGGCUCGUAUUUACAUUCGACGCACACUUAGAAAUUUCAUCAAUGAUGAGAUGCAGGCCAAGGGCGUUCCUCAGAGGGCUCCGCCCAGAAGGAAAAGGAAGAGGGUCAAGCAGAGGAUUAACACUUACGUCUUUGUGGGGAAUCAGCUCAUCCCUCAGCCUCUGGACAGCGAGGAGGAGGAGAAGAUGGAAGAGGAUAACGCGGGGGAGGAGACGGGCCGCGGCGCCGCCCGCGAGCAGGAGACGCCGCCCCAGAACUUGCUGAGGGAGAAGAUCAUGAGGCUCCCCCUGCCCGAGGCUCUAAAAGCCUACUUGACGUACUUUAGGGAGAAGUAACUUAGAGCAAGAAGGAAGAACGCCUACUGAUAACUCCUUUAGUCUUGAAAAUGUAGCAUUGUUAGACGUUAAAAGAGAAUGCUUUCUUUCAUCAGAGUGAAUUUUUAGUGGAAAAAGUAUAACUUGUUUCUGUCUUGGUAAUAAAAAUGAUGUAUUCUGUGAUUAAAAAGAAUCCCUUUUAUAAAAUAUAUUUUUCUUUAAAUCUUGUUAAAAUUGCUGUUUUAACUUGGAGCGACUUCAAGAGUGGAAUGUAACAGUAGUCAAGACUGGGUCCUUCAGACCCUCAUCUGGUUCCUUACAGACUAGUAGUGGUGAGGGUUAGAUUUAAUCUUCCAUAAGGUGAAAUAAUCAGGAAGCAUAUAUGUAGUCUGAUUCCAAUUGCAGCCAUUUGCAUUUCCUCCAUGAAACCUUUAUCUAACAAGGAAAUCAGAAGCUUUGUGUGUUGCAGUCACUAUUGCUGAGUUGCUGUAGGUCUGUUCCGGGCAAUGUAUGAGUGCAAUAACGAUGCAGAUACGGAGUAAUGUAGCUUUAAAAAGCCUCCUCCUUUCAGGGAGUUCAACAGCACUGCUACUCUUGCUCUUGAAUCUGUUGCCAAAAGACAUGGGGAAAACAUCUGCUUCUCUCAUAGAGAUUUUAGGAGCACGUCAAGUGAAUAUUAAAGUAAAACGUAUAUACUUAAUACAACUCUUAGUUUGGUUGGACCCUUUACAUUUUCAGUAUUUAAAAAUGAUGAGGUUAUCUUACUCUGAAGUUUUAGAAGAUAGUAUAUUUAGGACGGUUUUCCCUGUAGUCCACUGUAUAAAGUAUUUGCUUUAAGAGAGUCCGUUGUUCUACGCGACUGUUGAUGGCUCAUCGGUGAAUCGGCCUGAGUGGGCUGGUCACAGGUGCACUUUAGCAAAGGAAACUCCUGGUUCAUUGGCAGGUUCAUCCUUGACAAACAGGGCUGCGCCAGCCUGCAUUUGCUUUGAAAUUCAUCUUUGUAGCAUAGGAAGUAGUCACAGAAAUUAUAUGUAGAUGACCUUUUCCUUGAAAAUUCGGAAUCAUAGUGUAAUCUUUGGGACCUACACUGGGCUCAUUUAAUUUCUUCCCAUGUUUUUAUUUUGUUCUUGUUUCUUGUGGUAAAGUAACAGUGCUUUUCAUUUUUUUGAUUAAUAUCCCAUACUACUGUAUUCAUUAUUUGAAUGUCAGUAGUGAAACAGGUGGUAAAUGCCGUUAUUAGUGUUUCUUUUCUUCCUGCUAGGGCCUGAAGAGUCAUGCCUUGUUUAAGAAAGUAUACAGUGUAGCAUAUUUACUAUUUAGUGUUCCAUGGAUUAUAUAUUUUUUAGAAGGAAAAAUUUGAGAGUAUCACUUAUCACCACCAGCAUCACUGUUACAACUGUUGAACAAGUAUGCUUGAGGAAAUGCAAUCGAUGUGUAGUGGAAGGAUUAUUAUGUCUCUGCAAAGAUUCAACCGUUAGAUGAAUGGUUUAAAAAAAUCUCAGCUCUGGUAAUUCCACACGUCUAAAAACAACUGUUUGAAAUAGUCUAAACAUGAAUCAUCCCAGGUAAAUCAGGAUAUUUUAGUAAUGUGAAAGAUAAUUUCGUGGAAGCUGUUCGUUUUUUACCAUUGACUGGGCUUGGGCGUUGGGGGUAUCUCCACAAUUUUUCUUAGGCGAUUACUAAGCUGUUAUUGUUAAGAAAUGCCCCAUUCAUUUCUAUCAAGGAAAAAAAAAUAGUUUCAUGCUAUUGUCACGUUAGAAAUGUUCCUUUUAUUUUGAAAUCAGUGUCCAUUUUAGAAGUUUAAUUUGGGGCUCCUGGUGCCCACAUAUUUUUUAUCUAGCCGCCCCCCCACCAGCUUUGUUGUUUUCGGGGCAAGUGUUCAGAUAACGUCAAUACGACGUUUUCUUAAAUCGUGGUGUUAACUAUUCAUGAGGGACGUUUUUGUUAAGGAUAUAUUUGAAGAUGGAGUUUUUCACAUCAGCUUUUAUUCUGUUGGCUUUGGCAAAAUGUACGGUAGGUUUUCAUAAUCAUUGCCUAUUUUUUGUCAUUGAAAUGUAUCUUUUGUGUUUUUAAAUGCAUUUAUUUCACAGUUGUGACUUUACUAUUGACUUUAAAUAAAGAAGUAGAAAUAAAGAAUGAAAUUUUAAGCGAAAGCCCUUUUAUCUAUUAAUGGGAAUAUAUUAGAAUGAUUAAGAAUAUUUUGGGUGUUUAUUUUUUAAUGAAACAUGUUAUAUUUGAGUGUGGAUAAUUGUGCUUUAUAGGUGGAGAGGUAGCAAAUAAAGAUGAAGUAAUUCAAAAUGAUGAGCAGUGUAUUCAUGGGAAUUUACAGUGGGGUAAUUAUUUGUUUUGCGGAGAGAAAGUAGGCCUAGGGAGGGAGCACGACGACUUCCCCCCUCAGUCAGAUUGCUGCUUGGAGAUGGCUUGAGAUAGCACCCAGGAUCUGAUAGAGCCCAAGAAACUGCCGGCAACACCAUUAACUACCAGGAACAUCGUUUAAAUCUGUACUGCUUAUUGGUCCAUAUAUCUGCUUCUAGUACUAAUAAAGAAAAAUGUCAUUAAGAUAGCACACAUAGUAGUUAAAAUACAAAAUGUGGAAGUGUUGGUGUUCAGCUGUUUGAGAGGACAAAAGUGAAGCAAAACCUGUUAAUUUAUGGGAAAACUUGGAAAAUUAUUUUAAAUAAACAGUUGCAUAUAAUUAA